This is a messenger RNA of Fulvia fulva, 1107 nucleotides long. RefSeq lists its product as uncharacterized. The transcript has a single exon. Bases 1 to 1107 code for a protein of 368 amino acids. NCBI's taxonomy places the organism in Eukaryota, Fungi, Ascomycota, Dothideomycetes, Mycosphaerellales, Mycosphaerellaceae. The record is from RefSeq and is a predicted model, not a curated record.
AUGGCUAUGGCGGCAGGUGUGAAGACUGCUUGCUCCCUUCGCAUCGACUGGAAGGAUAGUCGGGGUUCUAGAUUGAUCGACCCAAAGCAGCAGGAGGCGCUGAUUGAGUGGGGAAGCAAGCUUUCUGCUACAGAACACGAAGCUUUGCAACAACUCAUUGAUCGGCCGUGGUUCAAGCGUAGAUGGAUCCUGCAAGAGGGCGCUUCAUCCGAAUUACCAAGUACUCGAGUACUGCUCGGCGACAUGCAGAUCCCUGGAGAAAGCUUCAUGGCGACUUUGGAGCUAACAGAUCUCCUUCAAAAUGUUCGAGCCUUCAGGUUCACCAGUACCGCAUCGCGAAAAGGCAACAUCCUCUACAACUUGCAAGUCUUCGACGAGGCUCAGUGCUCUAAUCCGCGUGACGAGAUAUACGCUCUUCUGAACAUAGCGUGGACGUCGCCGUGGGAUCCCAGAGAAAAGUCACAAGGUGUACUCAUCGAUUACACACAGACUGUGGAAGAGUGCUAUCUAUUGUUCGCCAGGAUCAAAGCUCAAGAUCCACACGAUCUGAUCGGCAUCAUGGCAUGUGCGACAAGUCGUCCUUCCAGCUCCAUCUCACUGCCAUCCUGGUGUCCGGACUGGAGAGUGGAGAUCGACUACCGCUCAAUGCGGCAUCAAACAGCUUGCUGGAGAGCGCUGGACGCAGUAUGUCAUACUGCAGACCCAAGGGUCAUCGACAGCACUCUGAUCGUGAAAGGUCGAAUUCUGAAGCCAUGUCCUCGGGUCGCUAAAGCGCAAGACUUCCAGUGCCGAGACUGCUCUACCUGCAUCUUCGCACGAGCAGCACUGAGGACGAAAGAGGGGUUGAACAUCGUUGCGAUCCUGGCCAAGGAUGAAGCGGAAGAUGAUGAUACUUCUUUGCUUCUCUUCGAUGAUUGUUCUAUCGCUUUCUGGGUUCGUCCUAAGAUUGUGUUCUUGCCAUCGAAUGAGGAAGAGGAGGGCACGGGCUCUUUUGAGACGUUGUAUGGGCUGCAGUCCUGCGUCGAAGUGCCGGAUUGUGCUCGCGACUGCCAUUACAUCACCAGGAGGGGUGAUCUGAUGCCCCUGGUGGAGGUCGCCCUUUGUUGA